UUAAUUUAGUUUUUAACCAGUCUGAAUUUAAUUUUCAUUUCCAGACACUGUUUGUGGCGCAAUUAACAAUAAUAAUAAAUAAAUAAUCCGACUAAUUUAAUUAUUGUUAAUUUCAGUAUUGACAUGGCCGCCAACUACUUACGUAAAAAUCACCAAUUAUAACUAAAUUAAUCAUUAAUUAUCUUUUUUCUAAGUUUAAAUUCAAUUUUUUGACUACGUUUUUCCGUAAAUAAGCAAAAUAAUAAAAAAAGAUUAAUUAAUUAUUGUCAAUUCUGUGUUAAAUGACACUUAGUGUUGCCCCUAACCUCACUUAGUGUCAUUGCAGCGUGUUUACAAAUAAUGUUGUCCACUUAUUUAAACUCUUUGCCAUACCCCAAAUUCGUGUUGAUUGAAGAUUCGGUGUCAGCAAAAGGGGGCGAAGUCCUAGAACACCAGCUCAGAAAUCACGCGAAAAGUGAUUACAAGACUCAUUUACUUGUUUUUGAAAGUAAUUUUAAUAAGUUGAGGGAUAGACACAGUUCUUGCACUUGUCAUGAUUUUACAAGUGAUUUGCGAAAUUGGUUUGGUAAAAGUAACGAUUUGAGGAGUGUUUUAAAUUUGAGUGAGAAUUGUGUGGUUUUUGUUGACUCCCUGAGUCAUGUUUUGUACCAUUAUGGGGUGUCUGAAACGUAUAAAUUAUUCACAGAAUUGAAAAAUCGAAAAAAUGUGCUACAAAUUGUCACAAUAUUACACACAGACUUAUUGGAAAAUAAAGACACAAUUAAAUAUUUUCGACAUUUAGCGACUUUGUGUAUAGAAUUGGAUAAAAAACGAUUAUCCUAUUUGUAUAAAAAGAGUCAAAGAAAAGUUAUAAACCAACUCGAGAAUUAUCAUUUCGAAGAUAAGAAAUUUGUGACUGAAACAAUCAAAAAACCAGACACGGAAAUAAUCAGUGAAACUUUAAAUCAGCCUCAGAAUUUAACCACUUUCAAGAUAAGUCUCACUGAGAAAGAGAAAGAAUCAAGGGAUGGUUUAGUUUUACCCUAUUUACCCAAGGAAAAUGACAGUUCAGGGGGGAAAAUUCACUAUUUAUUGGACGAGAUUGAUGAUUGGGAUGAAGAGGACCCCGACGAUGAUCUUGACAUUUAGUUAAAAUUGUUAUUGUUUUUCAAUAAAAUGUUGAUCCACGA
Molecule: messenger RNA, 1169 nt
Organism: Tribolium madens (black flour beetle)
Lineage: Eukaryota; Metazoa; Arthropoda; Insecta; Coleoptera; Tenebrionidae
Gene: Elp5
Product: elongator complex protein 5
Exons: 4
Coding region: 340-1128 (262 amino acids)
Biological process (GO): tRNA wobble uridine modification
Cellular component (GO): nucleus; cytosol; elongator holoenzyme complex
Molecular function (GO): tRNA binding
Source: RefSeq, a predicted model, not a curated record